This is a messenger RNA of Ambispora leptoticha, 174 nucleotides long. Lineage: Eukaryota; Fungi; Glomeromycota; Glomeromycetes; Archaeosporales; Ambisporaceae. The record is from the annotation of a GenBank genome assembly.
AUGACAUGGCAGCCAUAUGAGACACAUUGUAUUAUUGGCAGAAACAGCAUAGCUAUCGCCAUCGGCGGUCAGGCCAUUGGCGGUAACGGUGGUAAGGGCGGUAAUGGUGGUAUGAAUGCGGCCCAAGAAGAAUGUGAUGCCAAGAAGCUUUCUGGCUCUUUUACUAGCUGUUAA